Thrips palmi is the source of this 953-nucleotide messenger RNA. Its product is annotated as larval cuticle protein A3A-like. NCBI's taxonomy places the organism in Eukaryota, Metazoa, Arthropoda, Insecta, Thysanoptera, Thripidae. The coding region runs from base 347 to 850 and encodes 167 amino acids. Gene Ontology annotation, cellular component: extracellular matrix. The record is from RefSeq and is a predicted model, not a curated record. The transcript has a single exon.
GCACACGAUGGCGUUUAUAAGCGAAACGCAGCUAUCCGAUAGCCGCAGUGCAAAUACGGAAUUCUGCCCGGCAGGAUGCUUGCGGUGAGUGGUCUGCAGUGUGCCGCGAGGCUGGAGCAGGGCCGGGGCCGUAGGAGUCAUGGAGGGCCAGCACGAUGCCUCGGAUUGAAUUCUUAGUGGUGCCUCGCGGGGCGGGCCCGUCCACAAAUUCCGUGGCGUCCCUGCUCCACUAGAGCGCCCGCAUCUGUGUGUCCGUGUGAGCAUCCAUGUGGCCAUCCUGAGGCCAGCCUGUGCUGCUGUGUGACUGUGUGACUCUGUGCCCGCCGGUCUAACCCUGUUGCUGGCCAUGCAGUUUGUGUUCCUGAGCGCCGCGCUGGCUGCGGUGGCGCAGGCCGGCGACCUGGGUUACGCGGCGGCCCCCGCCGUCUCGUACGCCAGCUACGCCCCCGCCAUCAAGACGGUGGGCCUGGCCGCGCCGGUGGCGUACGCGCAGCCCGCCCUGACCGUCGCCAAGGUGGCCGUGCCCGCCGUGGCCAAGGUGGCCGUGGCCGAGCCCUACGACCCCAACCCCGCGUACGCCUUCUCGUACGGCGUGUCCGACCCCGCCACCGGCGACGCCAAGCAGCAGAAGGAGGAGCUGCAGAACGGCGUGGUGCACGGCGUGUACUCGCUGGUGGAGCCCGACGGCACCACCCGCACCGUGCACUACACGGCCGACCCCCACAACGGCUUCAACGCCGUGGUGGACCGCCAGCCCGCCAAGGUGGCCGUGGCCGCCGUCGCCAAGGUGGCCGUGCCCGCCAUCGCCAAGGUGGCCGUCGCCGCCCCGUCCUACUCCGUCUACCACUGACGAGCGGCCCUAGUCACUUUCUGUUAUCUGUAAAUUUGUUAUCAUCUCCAUUACUCGUGUCGCCUCAUGUAUAGUUACAAGCAAUAAAGACGAUAACGUCUUC